ACUUUUACAAUCCAAGCAACGACUAGCUACCAAUCCAGCCAAAGGGGUAUUAGAUGGUGGCCUAUUAAUCCAAUUUCCGAACCUGGCCUUACAUAGGCAACGAGAGAUGACCAAACAAAUAGGAACAACGAUAGACAGGAUCAUGGAUGAUUUGUUGGCAGUUCAAGAAUCUUACGAUUACUUCUAA
This is a messenger RNA of Acaulospora colombiana, 187 nucleotides long. The record is from the annotation of a GenBank genome assembly. Lineage: Eukaryota; Fungi; Glomeromycota; Glomeromycetes; Diversisporales; Acaulosporaceae.